Dibothriocephalus latus is the source of this 291-nucleotide messenger RNA. NCBI's taxonomy places the organism in Eukaryota, Metazoa, Platyhelminthes, Cestoda, Diphyllobothriidea, Diphyllobothriidae. The record is from the annotation of a GenBank genome assembly.
AUGUUUAGGGCAUUUGACUCUGACCAAAGAGGUAGCGAGUUCGAGGCUCCGGUGGGACGUCACUUGAGUCUGGACCUUCCGAAAAGCAACCGACCGGAACGGAGGAUGGCGGUUGUCGCUCUGGAGUAUGUGCGCUACAAGGUGGACAUCACUGCUAUCAACGAGGCCCAAUUCUCUGAACAGAGUCAGCUGGAGGGGGUGGGUGCCGACUACGCCUUCUUCUGGAGCGGCACCCAAAGGCGGAGCAAGAAGACGCGGAUUUCGCCUUUGCCGUCCCGAAUGACAUCAUGA